CCCCAAACCCACGUUGGUUCCUGAGCGCUCGGACAUGGAAAUGCCCCAAGGCCGUCCGCCCUGACCGCUCAGGGACCACCCCCACCCGCCAGGGGGCGCCACUCCACACGCCGGCCCCUUCCGCCAGUGCCGCCCGUCAAUGGCGCCCGGGCUCGUCCCCGUCUCCGUCCCCGUCCCCCCGUGUGUCCCGCAGCGGGCAUGGCGCCCGGGCCCGUCCCGUCCCGUGCCGUGUGCCCGCCCCCGUGCCGUGUGCCCCGCGGCGGGCGGGCGGGGCACAGGGAAGCUGGUGGAUUUGGCGGAAUCACGUGGCGCGGUCCCUGCUGGCGGGCGGGACGGUGGCCGGGAGGGUUUCCCGGGCAACGGCGCCGCCGGCGAGCGGGGCGGCCCUGGCCGAGCGGGGCCCGGCGCGGUGCAGGUACGCGCCCGGCGCCCGGGCAGCGCUCGGCUCCGAGCCGCGGCCAGUUCCCUCUCCCGCUGCUCCCCGGGGCGCCCGUCGGGCCUUGGAGCCGAGCCCUGCCCGCCCGUCCCCGAACCCCCGCGCGGCCGUGCGCCAACCGCGUGUGUGCUCCAGGGAAAGCCGGAGGAGGAGGAAGAGGAUCAGGUCACGGCUGGGAUGAUGAAAAGAGAUAUCGUCCAAAUGCUUACAUAAGGAUAUCGUGCUGAAUUCAACGCCUGGGCAGUCUGCUAUAAAACUUCUUUUUUUUAACUGCCAAAGCCAAAGUGUCGGGUGGUCUAUGGAUGGAUAAGGAGUGAAAGCAGGAAACAGUUGUCACAACUCGCCUGUCAAAAUCAAUUUACUAGUUUUUAGACUCAGUUGUUCGGAAGGUAAAAUCCAGUUGCAAAUUAUGGCUCAUCGAUUUUCAAAAGAAGAAUUAGAUGAGCAGUUUGAAGAGUUUCUGAAAGAGUCUCUUUCAGAUGAUUCACUUGGAAAUUCAAAGAAAAAGUCCAGCAUUCUUGAGAAAUUGGGACAGCCCAGGAAAAAAGAAAAGAAGAAAAAGGAUUCAGUGCCCUGGUGGUUAUCUGAGGAAGACUCAGAUGAUGAUCUUCAAAUAAAAUUUGUUAAAGUGAGAAAAGAGAAGAAACUGACAGAAAGCCAUGCUGAAGUAGUGGAAAAAACUGAACAAAAGAGUCCCCAUUCAGAUUCCCAGUCUGACUUAGAAGUAGUUCCCUCUAAAUCUUCCAGUGCAUCUCGCAGCAAGGCUUUGUCUAAAUCCAAAAUGUUGGAAAAAUUUCAUAAGGACAAGAAAUAUUCAUACUUAAAUAAAGAAGACGGAGCCCUCGCUUCUGACAGUCCAGACAAUUCUGAGGGAAUGCUUGAAGGCAAUGGAAACUUUGUCAAGUUGCAGAACACUUCACAGCUUGUGGGAAAAAGUCAUGAAAAUAUGGAUGUGGAAAAGAUGCAGCUUGAGAAAAGUAAUGGAGAUGCUGCUUCUCUGAGUAGAGACAGCCUGGAAGCAAAUGAUUCAAUUUUAGCUUCUGGGCCUAAUCAAAGUAUCGUGGGAGUUGGAUUGGAUACCUUGGAAGAGCAAGAAGAAAAAGAGAUCUUCUUUGCCAAGCUUGAACGAGAAGCUUCCUCUACUAUUGAUUAUUCAAGAUUAAAUAAAGAGCUGGAUUCCAAUGAUUCUGUCAUACUUGCACCACUUGCAAGAAAUGAAAGUGCUGAAAAAGAAGAAGAAGAACCUGCACAUGAAGAGAAAUCUGGUAGCUACAGUGAAGAUUUUGAAGAAGAAACAGAUACUAAUCCUGCCCUUAAAACUGAGGGAGAUCAGGUGAAUCAAAACAUCGUGUCAGAAGUUGAUUUAAUUCCUCAAGAACAGGAAGAAGCAAACACUGGCAUGCUGGCUAAAGUUGUAUUGCUUGAUUCACAAGAUUCUACUGUAGAGCUUCAGAAGGCCAUUGAAGCAUCAGAUGUAGCUCCAAGUGAAAAUGAUCAGCCUGAAGAAGUCAGUGCAGUUGAAAUUAAUGAAGCAGGUUCUUCCUAUGGACAAGCUACCAAUGACAUGGAAGCACUAUACCAGGCAUAUCAUCACGUUGAUCAGUCUUUGGGGGACACUGCUGAUCAGAAACAGCACAAUGCUGCAGUGGCAGUCUCAGAAGGCUUAGGGCAGAGCAUUUCACAAAAUAAUGACAUCUAUGCGAAAAACAUGUCAACUGUUGAUUCAGAUUUACCUACUGUGGAAGAAUUGAUGAAAACAAUUACAGGACAUAUGUGUAAUACCAGAAAUUUUGAUGUGGACCUUGAACGUCCUGUGAAACUGGUAGGCAGCACAGACAAUGAUCUCAUUAGCCACUCGCCCUUUGAAGACCCCCAAAGUAAUGCAUCUUGGGAGAAAAACUUAGUUGAAAAGUUUAACAGAGAAGAAAGCAUCUUUCUGCAGACAAGCGUGAAUGACAAUAACUUUCAGAGGAUGACUGAGAAUGAAAUUCAGACCAGUGAAGUACAGCCUGAUGUACUAAGAGAAAAAAUAGGACAAGACUCUCUGCUUUCACAAGGAAGCAAAACUAAAAAAGCUCUUCGGUCUUGUUCCUUGAAGAAUGAAAAAUCAGAACCAAUGUCAACCAAACCAAUGUUACAUAAGAAUAUUAGAAGUCCAGCACCUGUACAUAAAAAGAAACCUUCACACGGUCCUCAUGGACUGGUUAGAAGUUCUGGCUAUGGGAAGCCCAGUUUACUUUCAAAGCAGUCUUUUCCAGUCAGUGAAAAGAAAACACCAAAAGAAACUUUCAAAAAGACCUGUAUGAAAGCCAAAAGUCCUGCAGAUAGAGCAAAAUCUAAAGAAGCCUUAUUUGCUACUAGGAUAAUAAGAUCUGCAGCAAAUGAACCAACUUUGGAGGGAAGUAUUAACAGAGUUUUGUCUGGCCAAUCAGUUGUUAGUAAUCUUGGACAUCAAGCUGUGGAUUAUAACAGGCAAUAUCAUCAUGACUUAUCAUUUUCCCCUUUCAAAAGCUGUGAUAGAGAGCUGUAUUUGUUAAAACGAGUACAAGCAGCAGAGGAGGACCUGAGCAGAGCUCGGGAUUUGAUUCAGCAGCUGGCCAGCAAGCUUUCACAAAAAGAGAAGGAGAUGGAGACCAAGGUAGUGGAACUGAAAACAGAGCAUGAAAAGGAGCUUUCCCGUCUGGGUCAGGAAAACUAUGUUCUUCAGAGCAAGCUAAGAAGUAUGGAAGAGAUUACCCAAGAAAAGAGGUGGACCCAUGCAGCAACAAUUCCUAUAACUGAGGAAAAACUGGCCCAAAUACAAAAAGAGAUUGAGGAUCAAGAGGUCAUUAUUCAAGGUUACCAACAGGAAAAUGAGAGGUUGUACAAACAAAUGAAAGAGCUACAAAUUCAAAACAAAAAAAACGAGGAACGAAUGUUUAAGGAGAAUCAGUGCUUAAAGUCUGAAUUAAUACAGUUAAGAGAAAAGAUAGAGAAGAUGAACAAUCAGUCACGAGCCAUGCAGGAUUCUGAACCAGCCAGAAAUCAGAGUUUCACAGAAUUGAUUUCAGAGCUUCGAGCAGCACAGAAAGAAGAAGCUAAAUUACAAGAAGAGAUAAGACGUCUAAAACAAGAUAAGCAAGCUCUUGAGGUAGACUUGGUACAAGCUAAGAAAGAGAGAGAAUUAGCCAAAGUCCAGAUUGCAUCUGCAUCAAGUGAAAAGUCUUAUGAAUUUAAAGUUAUGGAAGAAUCAUACAAACAGGAAAUUACUCAUUUAAAAAAAAGACUUCAGUGGUAUGCAGAAAAUCAAGAUCUUCUGGAUAAAGAUGCAGCCCGUCUUAAAGAUGCAAGAGGAGAAAUUGAGAAACUAAGACUAGAGGUUGAGAAGCUCAGAGCUGAAGCAGGGGAUCAAUGUGUGCAACAGAAGAAACGUUUGCGAGACAGAGCAGCAGAUGCUAAAAGAAUUCAAGAUCUUGAGCGACAAAUCAGAGAAAUGGAAGGAAUUCUAAAAAGAAGGUAUCCAAAUUCUUUGCCUGCUUUGAUUUUUGCUGCUGCUGCUGCUGAGAAAACAAAUGAUCUUUCAGCUAAAACAAACACAGUUGAAUUUUUGGAGAGAAGAAUAAAGAAAUUAGAAACAGAACUUGAAGGUAAAGAUGAUGAAGCUAAGAAAAGCCUUCGUGCCAUGGAACAACAGUUUCAAAAAAUUAAGAUACAGUAUGAACAAAGACUUGCAGAGCUUGAGCAACUACUUGCCUAUGAGUUUAUGAAUGAAACACCAAAACUGAAUGGUGAUAAAGCCACUUCUACAGAACUUGAACAGGAGCUUCAGAAUCUAAAGAAGACCCAUCAGAUCACUGUUGGAAACCUCCAAACAGAAAUUGAAAAUCUUAAAAGUCAAAAUUCCCAGUUAAAACUCAGAAGUAAAAAUGAUAAUAAAGACUUAGAGCCUCUGGACUCCAAAAUGAAACAAGGUAACACAAAAGACAGGUUGUUAAAACUGAAUGAAGAGCUGGUCACCAAAAAUAAAGAAAUACAAGACCUCACAAAAACUGUGGAGAAACUUCAAAAAGAAAGGAUGGUGAUGUUGUCUGAUAAUAAUUUGAGAAAUAAAACAAACACUAAUGGGAACUCUACAGAGGUCUUGAAAAAGAAUACCUCAGCAACAGAUAGAAGGAAUUCCAACAACACUGAACCCUGUCUAAGCGUUUUCAAUGAUGACAAAACACACCAACCACAUACCUUUUCUGAUUCUCAUCUCUCGGAAGUUCUGCAAGAAAAUGCCCAUCUGAAAGAGGAACUGGAGAAACUGUCCCUGGAAAUGAGCCAGCAGCGGGUGAAGUCUCAAGCAGCACUGGCUUAUUCUGAAAGCAACAUGCGAAGGAUGCAGGAAGACACAGCAGAAUACAUUGCAUCUCUGAAAGCUUCCCACCAGAGGGAAGUCGAGAAGAUAGUUUGCCAGCAUGCAAAGGAACAUUCUACUUCUAAAGUAGCUGAACUAAAGAACAGAAUUUCAGCACAGGAGAUAUUAAUAAAACAUCUUCAAGAACAACUUGGUGAACAAGAGAGACGUCAAGAAGCUCUUUUAGUUUCACAGAUAAGAGAGCAACUCCUACAAAAAGAGGUGACAAAAUUGUUGGAAGAACUGAGAGAGGCUAGGGAGAGCCAGAGUCCAGAAAUGAAACAUUUCUUGUGCCUGGAAAAGAAAAUCAAGCAUAUAGAGAGCAGAUACGCAGAAAGAGAGCAUGAAAUUCAAAAGGCAACCCAACUAAGACAGCAUAUUUCUGAAGUAAGGCAAACCCAGGAGGUUGAGAAGUGGAGAAGGCUGGCACAGCAGAAGAAUCAGGAACUGGAGAAAUUUCGAAUGGAGCUGGAUUCAAUACUGGAUGUUUUACGUGAACUGCAGAAACAAGGGGUUGUUAUUCCUGCACCUGAUUCCAGUGGAUUCAGAGUGACAGACAGCUGUUAGAAGACAUGAUUAGGUAGUAGUAGAAAU
This is a messenger RNA of Motacilla alba alba, 5408 nucleotides long. RefSeq names its product centrosomal protein 162 (gene CEP162). The coding region runs from base 846 to 5381 and encodes 1511 amino acids. Gene Ontology annotation, cellular component: axonemal microtubule; centriole; centrosome. The transcript is spliced from 30 exons. Lineage: Eukaryota; Metazoa; Chordata; Aves; Passeriformes; Motacillidae. Gene Ontology annotation, biological process: cilium assembly. The record is from RefSeq and is a predicted model, not a curated record.